AUCAAUCUGUCACAUUUUGCCGGACAAGUACUUCAAUUUCGUUUAGUUGUGGCACGUGAAAUUUUCCCCUUUAAAAAUCUAAUUAAAUUGCCAAAAUGUUGUCGGCCGCUCGCGUUUUUACUAAAACCGCGAAGUUAACACAAAAUGCCGUUUUCACGAGAAAAUUCAGCCCCUUGACAAACACGAAUUUGACCCCCAGCGCUUGCAUCAGCCCUAGUUAUGACCAAUACCGUUUCAAAUCAGAUGUAAUCAAAGGCGCAGUCAUCGGUAUCGAUUUGGGUACCACAAACUCUUGUGUAGCUGUAAUGGAAGGCAAACAAGCCAAAGUAAUUGAAAACACAGAAGGUUCCAGAACCACCCCAUCAGUUGUAGCUUUUACAAAAGAUGGUGAACGUCUUGUUGGUAUGCCAGCAAAAAGACAAGCAGUCACAAAUUCAGCAAACACAUUCUAUGCAACCAAAAGGUUGAUUGGUAGAAGAUUCGAAGAUGCUGAAGUCAAGAAAGACAUGACAAAUGUGUCUUAUAAAAUUGUAAAGGCUAGUAAUGGGGAUGCUUGGGUGCAAGGUUCAGAUGGUAAAAUGUACUCACCUAGUCAAAUUGGGGCUUUUGUUUUAAUUAAAAUGAAGGAAACUGCUGAGGCUUAUUUGAAUACUAAAGUUAAAAACGCUGUAGUCACAGUACCUGCUUACUUUAAUGACUCUCAAAGACAAGCCACCAAAGAUGCUGGACAAAUAUCAGGCCUAAACGUCUUGAGAGUAAUUAAUGAACCUACUGCAGCUGCUUUGGCUUAUGGCAUGGACAAAACUGAUGAUAAAGUAAUAGCAGUGUAUGAUUUAGGAGGUGGUACUUUUGAUAUUUCGAUUUUGGAAAUCCAAAAAGGUGUAUUUGAAGUCAAGUCUACUAAUGGAGACACUUUUUUGGGAGGUGAAGACUUUGACAAUUUACUAGUAAACCACUUAGUGUCUGAAUUCAAAAAAGAACAAGGCAUUGAUGUUACAAAAGAUCCAAUGGCUAUGCAACGUCUCAAAGAAGCAGCUGAAAAAGCUAAAAUUGAAUUAUCAUCUGGAUUGCAAACCGAUAUUAACUUGCCUUAUUUGACUAUGGAUGCUGCUGGGCCAAAACACAUGAACCUUAAAUUGUCCAGGUCUAAAUUUGAAAGCCUUGUAGGUGAUCUUAUUAAAAGAACCAUUUCGCCUUGUCAAAAAGCCCUUAAAGAUGCUGAAAUCAGUAAAGCUGAAGUUGGUGAAGUUUUACUUGUAGGAGGUAUGACUAGAAUGCCAAAAGUACAAUCAACUGUACAAGAAAUCUUUGGCAAACAACCCAGCCGUGCUGUUAACCCAGAUGAAGCUGUAGCUGUAGGUGCAGCUGUACAAGGGGGUGUAUUAGCAGGGGAUGUUACCGAUGUCCUUUUGCUUGAUGUUACACCAUUGUCUUUGGGUAUUGAAACUCUUGGAGGUGUCUUUACUAGACUAAUCAAUAGAAAUACUACAAUUCCAACCAAAAAAUCUCAAGUGUUUUCAACAGCUGCUGACGGACAAACUCAAGUUGAAAUUAAAGUAUUUCAAGGCGAACGUGAAAUGGCUGCCAAUAAUAAAAUUUUAGGACAAUUUUCUUUGAUUGGUAUUCCACCUGCACCAAGAGGUGUACCACAAGUUGAGGUCACUUUUGAUAUUGAUGCUAAUGGUAUUGUACAUGUCUCUGCAAGAGAUAAGGGAACUGGAAAAGAACAACAAAUUGUUAUCCAGUCUUCAGGUGGUUUGAGUAAAGAUGAAAUCGAAAACAUGGUCAAAACUGCUGAACAAUAUGCACAAGAAGACAAAGUCAAAAAAGAAAGAAUUGAAGCUAUUAAUCAAGCAGAAGGCAUUGUACACGAUACUGAAACUAAAAUGGAAGAGUACAAAUCACAAUUGCCUGAAGAAGAGUGCAGUAAACUAAGAGAAGAAAUCACUAAAGUAAGGGACCUUUUGGCUAAAAAAGAUGAAGGCGAUCCAGAAGAAAUCCGUAAAGCUACAGCAGAAUUACAAAAGAGUUCAUUGAAAUUAUUUGAAAUGGCUUACAAAAAGAUGGCAGCUGAAAGAGAGAGUAGCAGCAGUAGCAGUCAGAGCCAGGAACAAACACAGGAAGAAUCAAAAGAGAAGAAAGAAGAGAAAAAUUAAUUUUUAAGUUAUUGUUAUUAAAAGACAUUGCGCAAAGAUAGUUCUCCAAAUUGAAAAAGUGCGAAAAUGUGAUUCCAUGCGCGUUUUAAUUGGAUAACUGACCAUUUAUGACUGAGAUAAGAUAAGGAGUGCUGAGUUGUUAUUAGUUCAAUAUGUUUUUUUUUACUCUUGGAAAAAGUUUAGUGUACAGAUUAUAUAUUUUCUUUGUCCCGAUUUUUCUUGUGUGCGAAAAAGGAAAUGUUGUAAGAAAUCUCUGUGUUAAUUAUUGUUAAUUUUAAAAGGAAAAUUAUUUGUAGAAAAAAUUUACAUU
Molecule: messenger RNA, 2466 nt
Organism: Ceutorhynchus assimilis (cabbage seed weevil)
Lineage: Eukaryota; Metazoa; Arthropoda; Insecta; Coleoptera; Curculionidae
Source: the annotation of a GenBank genome assembly